CUCCUGCGCAAAAAUCACCGAACUGACAGAAAGAGGGCGUGAUAUAUCUCCGUUGCCAUGGAAACGACCAUGAGUCUGGUUUACGCAGCUUUUCAGUGAUUGGUUGAAGCUCGGUCACAUCCGGGUGUCUAAAGAUAAACCAAACCACUUUUCGUUCUCUGGUUACAGUCUUACUGAAACAUCCCUUUUCUUAAACCAACUUUCAAACGUAACAAAGGACUUAUUUCAUGUAGAUCCUUUUAGAAACAGCUGUGUGUGUUUUGUUUGUUUUAAGCAGAUGUUGGAGUAGAAAAUAGUAACGUUUUCGAAUCAUGACAGUGCUCUACUCAAAUAUCUGCAGACGCUGGUUCAAGGACAGGCACGUGUUUUCUAAACUUGUGCCACCUUUAAGGGUCUGACUAGAAAGGGUUUUACCAGCGGGUAGAAGACUGUCAGAUCAGAUAGGAUUGUCUGUUCCAACGUCUGUUUGGAACUCGGGUUAAGUCACUGUGUGGUGUGUGUGUGUGUGGCUGAAUAGAGAAGCUUAGUUACAACGACCCAAGUAGAUUUCUUGUUUAGUCAACCGUUUUGUUUGUUUGUUUCAUUGGGAUCUCCAUUAGUGAUACUAAAUGUAGUAUCACAAUUCUUCCUGGAGUCCUACAAUUCAGAAACAAUAAAUGCAAAAACAUAAGCCGUUAGGCUGCGAAAAUGUGACUGAUACUUGUACAGUAUAGGGGGCAUCUGGAAACAUAUAUGUACGCUGGCCUACCUACUUGACGGGAACUUGUAACUCACUUUUAUAGUGUUGGGUAUUCUGGAAAUUCAGUGUUUGCCAUGGCUAGGUUUCAAUCAAGCACGCCAAGUAACCUCUAUUCUUCUCCAUAUGUUUUUGGGGGGCUUACUUGCCGAGGUGUGGCAACUGCGACUCCCAUACAAGGGCCACCGACUUUACGUCCCUAGCCAAAAUGAUGAAUGCUAUCCCUAGCCUAGGCCUUGUCGAGUGGACAUAUACUUAGUUAAAUGUCAUUGGUUUUUUUACGUACAAAGUUCCCAUCUUGUCUUAGUUGCAACCCACGUUCUCCAAAAACUACAACAAACAAAGUGCAAGCUUCUCUUAACAACGUGUAACUUUUGGGUCGACCAAUUCAUGCAUUCCGUGUGUGUGUGGUUGGGAGAGGGGGGUCCUAGGUGUUUUUAUGUUACACAUUAAUUUUGACCUUAGCCUGGAUACCACACCCCCAGCCCGAUCUCAAUAUCUAUCGUGGGAUAUUGAGAUUGUACUGGGGUGUGGUAUCCAGGCUAAUUUGACCUCAACUUUUAGUCAUGAUUUGAAAGUGGUAUAUUUCCGUCGAAAUUUCAUACCGCUGCAAUUCAAUACGAUCUAAGUGCACGUAACUUUUGAAAUGAACCCCUUGAUUACGUACAUACGUCAUCUUUUAAGCAUUAUCAAUCCCAAUCAUCCUAAGAUCCCCGUACCUUUCCUGACGUGGAAUAGCCUGAAAAUUGCCCAGGCGUCUCGUUCUUUUGAAACGUGGAACUACAAUCUCCGACCGCUGACAAAGCCAAGCUUACAGAUUUAAGUGACCUACGUGUAAAACGUUUGUAUACACAGUUUGUAAGGAGACCCGAACUCUUGUUUGUCCAAAAGCCGGAACUACCAUUCCUCGGGAAGUUUCGUUGUUGUGUUCAACAGAUUGAAGUACGUAAUUCAGUUUAGAAAUUCUUUUCGUUUUAUUCAUUCCGUUCUAUGAAAUGCAACGUUAUAAUCAGAUUGUGUGGUUUUGAUUGUUUGUUACCUUUUAAUAAUUUGACAAGAAGUAAUUUUCCAUUAGUUGACAACCUUGUAUGAUGUUGAAUGUAUGGUCCCGGAUAUGAAGUACCUAUGUUGUGCUUCAGUGUGAAUGAGCUCCAAUAGAAGAGUCCCACGUCUGUUAAACUACAUAGACUCCGUAGUUUGAGUGUUGUAAGCUCACAAAUCUGAAGAACAAACGCCCCAGCCAGACCUAGUGCCACAAACCUACCGGCACAGACUUCGUGUGCAGUCAUUUUCAAAUGCUAAAAGCGGACGAGUGUGUUUUAAACGUUUUCUGUACUUAAAAUCGUUUUUACAAGUUGCUUUACAAGUGAAAAGUCAUGUUGCCGCUCUACAAGGAGAAGAAAAUCUCCCCCUCUGUUGUUUGCACACUUCUGCAAAACUCCAAAAGGGCCAAAACGAUCGCUCUGGUUUUUGUGUUGCUGUGGCUGUUCCUGGGCGUGUGGCUGCUGUACAGCUCCUACGUGUCGAGGGGAAGCUUCAGACUGGAGGACUUGCACCCGUUUCAGCGGGGCGGGGAAGAUGGUUCGGACCAAGAACACGACGAAGACUCGAAGAUGCAUCCUGUCUUAGCGCGAGCCUUGCACAUGAAAGACGACGGGCAUGAACUUGAAGUUGGACCGAACGUCGCACGCAGGUACGCCGACGUACAAGGUGACUCGCCCCCCUGGUCUCUCGCACCACGUACAGAGCUGUGUAAAGGUCAGGACUUCGUUCUACUCGCGUUGGUGGAGACUUCGCCACACCGCUUCCAACAGCGCGCCGUCAUCAGGAGGUCUUGGGGACAGAACAUCGCAGCUAAAAGCGAAAAGGAGAACCUAAAAUGGCAGGUUGUUUUCGUCAUGGGUACAGCUUCGGAUGCCAUGACGGAAGAAAGACUUGUGGACGAAUCUUUGCAGUAUAAUGACAUUCUUCAAGGGAAGUUUGAAGAUCACAGAGAAGAGGACAACUUAAAGGUAACCCUGGGUUUUCAGUGGGUGAACAGCACUUUUUCUAACGGAAGUUGUGUGCCUAGCUUUGUUCUCAAAACCGACGACAAUGUCCUUGUCAACAUGAAAGUUUUGGCGCCCUGGGCACGAGACGCUCACGAGAUCUCGCAGAAUCUCUUCAUGGGUCACGUGCUUCGCGGAGGACGGCCGACCCGGGACCAAUCAGAGCCCAGGUACAUCUCAGAAGCGAAAUAUCCAAGAGACGACUUUCCUAACUUCGCACAAGGUCCGGUAUACAUGUUCUCAUUGGACGUCGUCAUUAGAAUGGUCAAAGCAUUUCGCGCCUUCGGACAUAUGACGCCAUUUCCAUUCGAAGACGUGUACCUCGGGCUCUUGGCGGAGUAUCUUCAGGUGAUCCCGCUACACGACGAUCGCUUCGUGGUGAUGAAGAAGCCGAAGAACACUUGUCUCUACAGGAGGAUGACGUUUAUCUAUGACGUCAGUCCCCAGGAGAUGCUAAGCCUCCACAACAUCAUCCAAUCAGAUGACACUGACUGUAAAGAAAUCUGAAACGAACUGUUUGAACAGCCACAGGUACUCCAGACACGUUUUCCAAAAGCUAUCCAGUUCCUUGAGUUACUGUUAUAUCGCGCGUAUCUUAUAACCUGAUUGUUUAACCUUCAUCGGCGAGCUAAACAACCAUUAGCUAUUGUAGACAUAUGCAGAUGAGUUUUGAUCAUCUUCAGAGAUUAAGUAUAGCAUGCCUUGUUUGGGACUGUGCCCUAUGUCAUUUUACAUUGAGUUAUGGUUACUUUCACUAUUAUUUCAUACAAUGGACAUUACAAUCGUAGCGGAAGAUAUAUUAUUCAUACCCUUCUACCAGUGCGAGUUAGAGGCAUUGAUAGAUGCCACGCCCCUUUUCUCCAGAUGCCACGCCCCUUUCUUGUUAAUGUUCACUGUAAGUGUUCAAACUGACAACAUGAAUGAAUUUUAACGAUUGUCCGAAAUCAAUUGUACUGCAUUCAAUUCUUGAUUCUAAAUAAAGAUAUAUACAUUAUGGC
Messenger RNA from Branchiostoma floridae (Florida lancelet), 3782 nucleotides. Its product is annotated as putative UDP-GlcNAc:betaGal beta-1,3-N-acetylglucosaminyltransferase LOC100288842. The record is from RefSeq and is a predicted model, not a curated record. Bases 2113 to 3291 code for a protein of 392 amino acids. NCBI's taxonomy places the organism in Eukaryota, Metazoa, Chordata, Leptocardii, Amphioxiformes, Branchiostomatidae. The transcript has a single exon. Gene Ontology annotation, molecular function: hexosyltransferase activity. Gene Ontology annotation, cellular component: membrane.